AUGGAUAGAAAAUCUGCUAGAAUAAAAGCAGAGUUGCAAAGAUAUGGUUGGAGAGUUUCGAAGAAGUUUAAAUAUAGGAAGGGAAGACCCAUAAAAGUCUAUGACAAACUGGCUGGUCUUCGCUACGAAAUGGAUUUGGAAACAGCACGUGCAAAUUAUCCAAACAGACUAGAGAGGUUAGAAGAAGAACGUCUUAUGGACAUGCCUUUCGAUGUUAGUGAACCUCAAGUUGAAGGACACGACGGCUUUGCCAGAUUCUACUGGAAACAUGACGAACAAUUGCAUCCUUUGAGAAGGAAAAAAGGUAGUGCAGAGGAUGGUCAUGCUCCCAUGGAAAGAACAAGAUAUGCAUAUGAGAAGUACCGUGAAGUUAGAAGUCAAAUUACAUCUGGUCGAACCUUUACAGUAA
Molecule: messenger RNA, 409 nt
Organism: Trichomonas vaginalis G3
Lineage: Eukaryota; Parabasalia; Trichomonadida; Trichomonadidae
Exons: 1
Source: RefSeq, a predicted model, not a curated record